CCGGCGCGGUUUGGGCGCUGCACCGCGGCAAGAUGGCGGACAGGGAGGAGGCGCUGAGGGAGUUCGUGGCCGUGACCGGCGUCGAGGAGGAGCGUGCGCGGUUCUUCCUCGAGUCCGCCGGCUGGGACCUCCAGAUUGCUCUUGCCAGUUUCUAUGAGGAUGGGGGUGAUGAGGACAUCCUGACCCUUCCCCAGCCCACCCCCAGCUCCGUAUCCAGAGGCACUGGAGCCAGUGACCACCGAGUAACCUCGUUCAGAGACCUUGUGCAUGCACAGGAGGAGGAUGAUGAGGAGGAGGAGGGACAGAGGUUUUAUGCUGGCGGCUCAGAGAGGAGUGGCCAGCAGAUCGUGGGUCCUCCGAGGAAGAAGAGCCCCAACGAGCUGGUGGAGGAUCUGUUCAAGGGGGCCAAGGAGCACGGCGCCGUGGCGGUCGAUCGGACGGCCAAGAGCGGUGGCGAGACGAGCAAGCCCAAGCCUUUUGCAGGGGGAGGGUAUCGCCUUGGGGCUACUCCAGAGGAGGAGUCGGCUUAUGUGGCAGGAGAGAGGAGACCAAACUCUUCUCAGGAUGUGCACGUUGUACUGAAGCUCUGGAAGAGUGGAUUUAGUCUGGAUAGUGGAGAGCUGAGGAGCUACCAGGAUCCAUCCAAUGCCCAGUUCCUUGAUGAUAUCCGCAGAGGGGAAGUCCCAGCUGAGCUGCGCAGGUUAGCACGGGGCGGACAGGUGAACCUGGACAUGGAAGAUCACCGUGAUGAGGAGUAUGUGAAACCUAAAAGUGUCUUCAAAGCUUUUACUGGAGAAGGACAGAAGCUGGGCAGCACGGCGCCCCAGGUGAUGGGCACCAGCUCUCCAGCCCAGCAGGCAGAGAACGAAGCCAAAGCCAGUUCUGCCAUCGUGAUCGAUGAGGCGGAGCCCGUCACCAACAUCCAGAUCCGGCUCGCUGACGGCGGGCGCCUGGUGCAGAAGUUCAACCACAGUCACAGGAUCCGUGACAUCCGGCUCUUCAUAGUAGAUGCUCGGCCAGCGAUGGCUGCCACCAGUUUCGUCCUCAUGACCACCUUCCCCAAUAAAGAGCUGACUGAUGAGAACCAGACCCUGAAGGAAGCCAACCUGCUCAACGCUGUCAUCGUUCAGCGGUUGACAUAAAGGACCCAGCUCUGGCCACGCAGCUGCGGCGCACGGGGUCGUCUCCUCCCGCGCGCGCGCCGGCGCCGUGCCACGCAGGCCCACAUCUGCUCCUAGCUCUGGGUUCUUAGGUCUUGGUUGGACUUUUUCUCUUUAGUUGCAUUUCCCAUGGGGUUUUUUGUGAUGAUGAUGAUGAUGAUAAUGAUGAUCAGUGGACUUUAAAAUAAAGAAGUGAAACAAA
Messenger RNA from Pyrgilauda ruficollis (rufous-necked snowfinch), 1362 nucleotides. RefSeq names its product NSFL1 cofactor (gene NSFL1C). The record is from RefSeq and is a predicted model, not a curated record. Gene Ontology annotation, cellular component: cytosol; nucleus. NCBI's taxonomy places the organism in Eukaryota, Metazoa, Chordata, Aves, Passeriformes, Passeridae. Gene Ontology annotation, biological process: autophagosome assembly; proteasome-mediated ubiquitin-dependent protein catabolic process; Golgi organization. Gene Ontology annotation, molecular function: ubiquitin binding. The transcript has 9 exons. The coding region runs from base 33 to 1142 and encodes 369 amino acids.